Messenger RNA from Closterium sp. NIES-65, 1779 nucleotides. The record is from the annotation of a GenBank genome assembly. Lineage: Eukaryota; Viridiplantae; Streptophyta; Zygnematophyceae; Desmidiales; Closteriaceae.
AUGCCAACUAACAGUGACCGUUUUGCGACCAGGCAUGCCUCCUUGACGGCGAUCUCCGUGCUUCUCGCUGCGCUGCUGGCGGCGAACGGCAGUGUCACCCCUGUCGCAGCCCAAAGCUAUAAUUGCAGCGCAAAUCCCGCGGUGGCCUCGGUGACUCCCGAGUACGCGAACCGCUUCUUCCGGGUGAUCAGCACCAUCUCGAACCUCUACCCCAUUCAGAACUGGGCCGCGGACACCCGCCUCCAGCCGGUUCUCACGCCGCUGCGCACCGAAGGCAGAUGCAAGGCAUCAUGGGCCAUCACGGCAGUGAGCGCGGUGGAAAUGGCGUACGCGUUAGUGGCUGACUCGGUGCCCUCCAUGGCGCCCCCUCAGCGCCUAUCACUACAGCAGGUGCUGGACUGCAGCUACAGCACGAGCAGCAACUGCAUCGACGGUGGGUGGCUGACGGCAGCAGCGCUGGACUACAUGGUGGACGCCACACGCCAGUGGGGGCUGUUCCCAAUUUGGCUGUUCUCAAUGGGGCUGUUCCCAAUGGGGCUGUUCCCAAUCAGCAGCAACUGCGUUGACGGCGGGUGGCCGACGGCAGCGCUGGACUACAUGGUGGACGCCACACGCCAGUGGGGGGGCCUCGCCGCCGAGACACCCUUUUUCCCGUACCUGCAGAGGCAGAGCAGAUGCGUCCGGCGCAAGGCGACGACCAUAGGCAUCACGGGGUACGACCAGGUGGACUUCUACGGCUGGUUUGGCCUUCUCCUUGCUGUCAAUGUAAGCCUUGCUGUCAACGCAAGUCUUGCUGUCAACACGCAACCCACCAUUGCAUUCGUGCGAGGCUCCUACCCCUCCUUCCAGACGUACACGCAGGGCAUAUACAGCGACGCAGGGUGUGCAGCGGCGGGGGUGGUGGAUCACAGCGUGGUGGUGAUGGGCUACAGCAUCACGGCUGACAGCGCAUUCUGGAUCCUCCGCAACUCCUGGGGGGGCACGUGGGGCAUGCAGGGUUACAUGCAAAUGGCCUUUGAGGGAGGCGUUGGCAUCUGUGGCAUUCACUCAGUGCCGGCCCUCUACCCCAUCAUUAAGACUGACGUGUGCAGCCUGCAGGAUGACAAUCCCUGUGCGGUCGGCACGUGCAUCAACGACAAUGCGGGCGGCUUCUUUUGUCUCUGUCCGCCGGGAUUUGACCAGGGGUACCGGCCCAAUGGCGCUCACACAUGCGUCCCAACCUCCAACCCCUCAUACACCGUCGUCUUCCCAAUAGACAUCGACUGCCCGCUAGUCUACCAGCUCUACGGCCUCACGGAGAAGGCGUUUCUUGCUCAGAACCCCAACCUGAGCAUGGACCACUGCGUGACCAUCCCCAAAAGCACGUACGCGAGCGUGCUGCCGCCCCUCAUGGGGUCGUGCGGGCUGUUCUACUCGUGGACGGCGAAUGACACAUGCAAGGGCGUCGCGAGCUUGUUCUCGCUCACAGUGGCCGGCUUGCUUCGUCUCAACCCCGGGAUCAACUGCACGAGUAAAACCGCCUGGAACGCUCCGACUGUGAACCAGCAGCUGUGCGUGGCAUUAGGCAACGGGGCGGACCUACCCAUGUGCACGGCAUGGUACACAGUAAAGGCAGGGGACACGUGUGCGGACAUCAUGGCGGAUCAUUCUCUCAACGACACCACAUUCUUUGCACUCAACCCGGGGCUGGGCUGUGACAGCCUCUUCCCCUCCGUUGGGGGAAGCCUCUUCCCUUCCUUCAGUGGCAGCGGCCGCGGCUGGAGUGGGGAUGGCGUGCAG